Molecule: messenger RNA, 419 nt
Organism: Chelmon rostratus (copperband butterflyfish)
Lineage: Eukaryota; Metazoa; Chordata; Actinopteri; Chaetodontiformes; Chaetodontidae
Gene: atp5mf
Product: ATP synthase membrane subunit f
Exons: 4
Coding region: 29-298 (89 amino acids)
Biological process (GO): proton motive force-driven mitochondrial ATP synthesis
Molecular function (GO): proton-transporting ATP synthase activity, rotational mechanism
Source: RefSeq, a predicted model, not a curated record
UUGCUGCGACUUCUCUGCAACAGUCAAGAUGGCGGACAGACCAGUUCCCGUAACCGAGAAGCGACUGAUGGAUGUGAAGCUGGGAGAGCUGGGGACCUGGGUUGGAGGUCGAGACUUCAGUCCCAAUGGCAUCAUCUCAGCCAUCCGCAGGGGCCACGAUAGAUACUACAACAAGUACAUCAAUGUGAAGAAGGGAGGCAUUGGUGGUAUAGCUAUGCUGCUGACUGGCUACAUAGCAAUCAGCUACCUGUGGAGCUACGACCACAUCCAACAUGAUCGCUGGAGGAAGUACCACUAAGGCCCUUCAGCAGCCAUCAGACCUUCAGGGGUUGAACUUGAAUCUCUUUGUUCUCCCUGCGCUUUCUACUCUCAGCUCUCUGUUGUGUUGAAUAUGUGACUGUUGUGACCAAUAAACAAUA